This is a messenger RNA of Leptidea sinapis, 2257 nucleotides long. RefSeq names its product coatomer subunit delta (gene deltaCOP). Bases 135 to 1652 code for a protein of 505 amino acids. NCBI's taxonomy places the organism in Eukaryota, Metazoa, Arthropoda, Insecta, Lepidoptera, Pieridae. Gene Ontology annotation, cellular component: cytosol; COPI vesicle coat. The transcript has 15 exons. Gene Ontology annotation, biological process: retrograde vesicle-mediated transport, Golgi to endoplasmic reticulum; endoplasmic reticulum to Golgi vesicle-mediated transport; Golgi localization. The record is from RefSeq and is a predicted model, not a curated record.
AUCCAGGCAGACACGUCACCUGGAGAUAUUUAGUCCAAUAAAUUUGCGGAUUUUUUAAUAUUUAAUAUUUAUGUGAAUUUGUGUGUUACAGAAUUCAUUAAAGCUUUAUAAAACGGAAAAUAAACUGCAACAACAUGGUGCUUAUCGCUGCAACGGUAUGCACCAAAUCGGGAAAAGCCCUAGUAUCCCGUCAGUUUGUCGAAAUGACCAAAGCACGGAUUGAAGGGCUUCUAGCUGCAUUUCCUAAGCUCAUGACGGGAGGCCGUCAACAUACAUUCGUAGAGACAGAAUCAGUGAGGUAUGUGUACCAGCCCCUGGACAAGUUGUACAUGUUGCUAAUUACUACCAAAGCUAGUAAUAUACUAGAAGACUUGGAAACAUUGCGGCUCUUCAGUAGAGUGGUACCAGAAUACUGCACUCAGCUGACAGAAACUGAAGUAUUCAAUCAAGCUUUCAACCUGCUGUUCGCCUUCGACGAGAUUGUAGCUUUGGGAUACCGUGAAAGUGUUAAUCUAGCGCAAGUGCGCUCUUUUGUUGAAAUGGACUCGCAUGAAGAAAAAAUUUUCCAGGCUGUAAGACAAACUCAAGAGCGAGAGGCUGCCAACCGAAUGCGCGAAAGAGCAAAAGAGCUGCAAAGAGAACGCCUCGAGGCUGCCAAACGAGGAACUCCGGCUAGAUCGCAGAUGUCAUUCGGCAGUGGUGGUUUUGGUAGUUCGUCGAUGUCAUCGGUGUCCAACGAGACACAUAUUGAGAAGAUACCGACAACGCCCGCGAGAGAAACUCGUACAAGCACGCGGUCGGCCAUGAAGCUGGGUUCCCGCGGGACAGACGCGGACAGCUUCGUCUCCAAGCUGCAGACCGAGGGCGAGAAGAUAUCUGUGACGCCACACGCGCCCGCUAAACUUGAAAAACUGCCCGCGCCUGACCAGAAAGACGUGCACUUACGCUUUGAAGAGCGACUGAAUCUAGUCGCUGGCAGAGAUGGAGAUAUUCAAACCUUUGAACUGUCUGGUUUGCUUACGCUUCGUAUCAGCAAUGAGCAGUACGGAAAACUCCACGUUCAUAUUGACAACACUGACACCAGACCCUUGCAGUUGCAGACGCACCCGAACGUAGACAAAGAGGCGUUCAGGUCUGAUGGAGUGAUCAGGCUGAAGCAGCCGCAGAGACCGUUCCCUCUGAACAGUGACGUGGGGGUGCUAAAGUGGAGGCUCACGGCUGCCGGGGACGACAGACCACCGUUGUCUGUCAACUGCUGGCCGUCAGAGGGCGCCAACGGCGGCUGCGACGUGAACAUAGAGUACGAACUGGAGCAAGACCAUGUCACGCUCGCCGAUGUCAACAUCAACAUUCCUCUGCCAUCUGGCAACAUUUCGGUGGUGGUCCACCAAUGGGAGGGAAGCUACACUCAGAAGGGCCGCACGCUCGUGUGGAACAUUCCGCUCAUCAACAAGCAGCAGAAGAGCGGAACACUCGAGUUCACAGUAUCUCCAGCUAUUCCUAACGAUUUCUUCCCGCUAUCUGUCACGUGGACGUCGGACACUUCAUUGGCCAUGUUGUCUGCGAACAGAGUGGUGCAAGCGGAAGAUGGUAGCCCUGUGGACUACUCGAAGGAGAUCUCAUUCCAUCCCGAUAAAUACGAGAUAGUAUAAGUAUCAGGAGUUUGUGUUCGUAAUUAUUUUUGGAAAAUCUUACAAUUCUUCUAAUAAAAUAGAAACUACUCACCAUGACAUUAUCUUUGGACCUAACGUCGCUUUCUUAAUUGUUACGGUGUGCAAAAUAAGCAUCACUAGGAUAUCCUAUCACUAAUAUUGGUGUUGUGAUGCUGACUAUUAUUAUUAUAAUGAUGAAAAAACAAUUUAAGAAUCUGGUUUAAGUAAAAAAGUGUUUAUUUAUCUGGCAGUACUAAGCGAAAUAGAACAACAGUAACUACAGACACAUUUACAAGAAAAGUCAAACCCGAACGAUAAAACAAAAACGAUAAAAACAAAGCAGUGAUAGCAUGAAAAUAUAACUGCUUAUGUGGGUACUUAUACAUAAAACAUACCCACAGAAGUAUAUUCCUAGAUUUAUUAUGAUUUAUAGAUUUUAUAAGUACAUGCUCUUCGUAAAGGGAAUGUGCGUGAAAAUAAUUUGACAUCUUGAAUGAUAGUUUGAAUGAUUUUCCAAAGGUAAUUAGAGCAUUUAAAAAUAUAAUUGAAUUUAUAAUCUUGUCUAAGAAAUUAUUGUAUUAAAUGAAAAUAUAUUAUUGAACAUU